AGGCGGUGGCACAGGGGGUGGCACAGAGGGUGGCCCAGGGGGUGGUGGCACCGCUGUCCCCAACGUCCCCGGUGUCCCCUCGGCGGCCGCCAUGGCCGAGGCGGUGACGGCGGCGGUGGCGAAGCGCCAGGGGGAGACUGCACUUCCCAAAGAUCCCGAUCCCGAUCCCGCUCCGGCCAUGGCGGCCCUUGGCACUUCAGGGGGCACCGGGGUCCCCCCGGCUCCGGUGACACCGCGGUGGGAUGGGGGUGGUGGCAUCGAGGAGGAGCUGGCACCGCCCGUCCCCGAUGUCACCCAGUGCCACCCCGAGGACGCCGAGGGCCGCCAGGCGCCCGCGUUCCUGCGGCAGGUGGCCGCCAUCUGCGCCUAUCCCGCGCUCCUGGAGCACGAGGACAUUCCCGAAAGUGCCAAGGAACACGCGAGACGGAUCCUGAGGGAGCUGAUGGGAGGGAGCCCAGGCGCCUACAACCUGGAGUACGUGACGGGCGCGGUGGCCGAGCGCGCGGCGCGGUUCCUGGCGCACCGCGACCGUGGCAUCGCCUGCGACCCCGCAAACAUCGUCCCCUGCGCCGGCACCGCGGCCGCCGUGGUGGACGUGCUGUCUCUGGUGGUGUGUCCGGGCUCGGCGCUGCCCACGGGGGUCCUGGUGCCGGUGCCGGGCCCCCCGCUGUGCGCGGCGGCCGCGGGGCUGGCGGGGGCCGUGCCCGUUCCGUACCCUCUGGAUGAAUCCCGGGGCUGGGCCGUGGACGUGGCCGCGCUGCGCCGGGAAGUGCGGGAAGCGCGGAGCCGCUGCCACCCCAGGGUGCUGUGGGUGGUCAACCCCGGGGACCCCACGGGCCACGUGCUGAGCCGGCCGGACAUGGAGAGCAUCGUCCGCCUGGCGGCCGAGGAGCCCCUGCUGCUGCUGGCGGACGAGGUGCAUCAGGAACGAGCCUUCUCCCCGGAGCGCCCCUUCCUGUCCUUCAAGCGCGUCCUGGCCGAGCUGGGGGCCCCGCUGGCCACCAGCGUCCAGCUCGUCUCCUUCUACUCCCUCUCCAAAGGGAUCGGGGGGGGAGGAUUCCGGGCGGGAUUCCUGGAGCUGGUGAACAUCGAGCGGAGCGUCCUGCGGGGUUUCUACACCUGGGGGCUCUCCGUGUAUCCCCCGAUCCUGGGCCAGGUGAUGUUGGAUGUGGCCAUGGAGCCGCCCGGGCACCGGGAUCCCGCCAGCGCAGCCAUGGAGGAGCACCGCCGGGAUCUGUGCCGGGAUUUGGCCGCCAACGCCCGGCGGCUGCAGGAGGAGCUGGGCCGGGCCCCCGGGAUCCGGUGCCAGCCCCUGGCCGGGGGUCCCCGCGCCUUCCCCCGCAUCCGGAUCCCGCCCCGCGCCCGGAGCCAGGCCCGGGCUGUCCCUGCUGCUGCCGGCGCCGGCGCUGGAGCGGGCGCUGCUGCUCCUCCGCCGCUUCCACGCCCAAUUCCUGCGGGAAUUCUCCUGACCUGGAAUUCCCCCCCAUUCCCUCCAUCCCAUGAAAUCCCCCGGAUGCCUCCAAAAAUCCCCCAAAACGCCACCCACGGGCGACACCCACACUGCUGGUCACUGUCCUUUAUUUGGGGACACCCCCUGAGGGGACACGGGGACAGCAUGGGGAGGGGGGACCUGCCCCGGAAUUCCCCAAAAAAAGGCACGGAGAGCUUGGAGGCACUUGGAGAUCACCGGGAUCUGGUGGGAAUUAUGGGAUGGUGA
Corvus hawaiiensis (hawaiian crow) is the source of this 1717-nucleotide messenger RNA. Its product is annotated as alanine aminotransferase 1-like. The transcript has 11 exons. The coding region runs from base 92 to 1717 and encodes 541 amino acids. Gene Ontology annotation, biological process: biosynthetic process. Gene Ontology annotation, molecular function: L-alanine:2-oxoglutarate transaminase activity; pyridoxal phosphate binding. Lineage: Eukaryota; Metazoa; Chordata; Aves; Passeriformes; Corvidae. The record is from RefSeq and is a predicted model, not a curated record.